Molecule: messenger RNA, 966 nt
Organism: Solanum lycopersicum (tomato)
Lineage: Eukaryota; Viridiplantae; Streptophyta; Magnoliopsida; Solanales; Solanaceae
Product: zinc finger BED domain-containing protein RICESLEEPER 2-like
Molecular function (GO): DNA binding
Source: RefSeq, a predicted model, not a curated record
AUGUAUGUUAGAGAGAAGGACAAAUUGAAACAAGAAUUGGCUAAAAUUUCUAACAGAGUAUGUUUGACUUCUGAUUGUUGGACAUCAUCUACUUCUGAGGGAUACAUUUGUUUGACGGAUCAAUUUGUUGAUGAAAAUUGGAAGUUGAAUUGUAAAAUUCUAAACUUUUGUCGUAUGUAUCCUCCUCACACUGAAGUUGAAAUGGCUGCUGUUAUAUACGACUGCUUGAAAGAAUGGAAUAUAGAUAAGAAGGUUUUUUCUAGUCUACAUUUACAUGAUAGAAAUUAUACUCACUGUCCUACAUUUGAUCAAUGGAGAAGGGCUGAAAAAAUAUUUGAAGUCUUGGAGCCAUUUCAUGAGAUAACAAAUUUGAUUUCUGCUUCAAGUUAUCCAACCUCUAACUUGUAUUUUACGCAAAUUUGGAGAAUUGAAUGCAUGCUCAAAGAGAAAUUGAAUAAUGAAGAUAAAGUUAUUGAGGAUAUGGCUUCAAAGAUGCAUGUGAAGUUUGAAAAAUACUGGAAGCAAUAUAGUGUAGUACUUGCAUUUGGAGCAGUUCUUGACCCCCGCAUGAAAUUACAGUUUAGAUGGAACUCGACAUAUUUGAUGCUUGAAAGUGCUCUCCCAUAUGAAAAGGUUUUUUCUAGUCUACAUUUACAUGAUAGCAAUUAUACUCACUGUCCUACAUUUGAUCAAUGGAGAAGGGCUGAAAAAAUAUUUGAAGUCUUGGAGCCAUUUCAUAAGAUAACAAAUUUGAUUUCUGCUUCAAGUUAUCCAACCUCUAACUUGUAUUUUACGCAAAUUUGGAAAAUUGAAUGCAUGCUCAAAGAGAAGUUGAAUAAUGAAGAUAAAGUUAUUGAGGAUAUGGCUUCAAUGAUGCAUGUGAAGUUUGAAAAAUACUGGAAGCAAUAUAGUGUAGUACUUGCAUUUGGAGCAGUUCUUGACCCCCGCAUGAAAUUACAGUUUUAA